Molecule: messenger RNA, 3601 nt
Organism: Panonychus citri (citrus red mite)
Lineage: Eukaryota; Metazoa; Arthropoda; Arachnida; Trombidiformes; Tetranychidae
Product: syndetin-like
Exons: 5
Coding region: 266-3349 (1027 amino acids)
Biological process (GO): retrograde transport, endosome to Golgi; endocytic recycling
Cellular component (GO): EARP complex
Molecular function (GO): SNARE binding
Source: RefSeq, a predicted model, not a curated record
ACCCCCUCUAGGUGUGUGUGUGUGUCUACAAUUGAGUUAAUUUGUUUUUCUCUUGUUGAUUGUUACCAUCAUGAUUGGUCAAUUCUAAUUAAUCGAGAUUGUCAAUUAAAUGAUCGGAGGCCAUUUAUGAGUUGGUUUUCUAUUUGAUUUUUGAUUUGUUUAUAUUUUAAAAUUCUAUUUCGUUUCUAUUUCUAAUUUCUGUAUAGAAGGAUUUCUCACCUGAUUAAUUAUCUCCUGGUGUAUAUAGAAUUAUAUCUCUCUCUACAUGUGCACUACCCCCAACAUAAUCAUGGAUGAAGAGAAUGACCAACAGAUUCUUGAUGGAAUUGAUGAAGACAUUUUCAAGAUAGACUAUCAACUUGGAUCUUUUGAGAGCUUAAAUUAUAUUCUUGAUAAGGUUGAAAGUGAACUGAAUUUAGAUUAUAUCCUCCAAGAGAAGAAGAGAUUAGAGAAACAAUUGAAUGUCGUCUCAAGACGUUUAUCAACCUCCAUCAUGGAAAAGGAAGGAGCCUAUGGAAAAGAGAUGAAACGUGUAAUGGACAUUCAGAAUAAAUUAAGUGAGGCCAUUGAAAUUUGUCGAACAGCUCGUAAAGGUGCCGAUAAGGGAAGAAGUAAUUUUACCUGUGCCAGUUUAGGUAUUGUUGCUUCUUACCGGCGACGGGAAGGUUUAAGAGAUGUUCUCAAAUCUUUAUCAACAAUUAAAACUCUUCAACAGACCAAUGUUAGAUUGAAAGAGAUGGUUGAAGAAGAUGGUGACUAUUGUGGAGCUAUUCAACUUUGUAUCGAAUGUCAAAAGGUUGUUAACACUUUGAAACAUUAUCGUUGUGUUUCCGAGUUAAGUUCAAAGUUAACCGAGAUGCUGGAAAUGAUUGAAGAGCACAUAGAUUCAAGCCUUUCCAAAAUGUGCCAUAAUUUCAACAUCGAUACAUAUAAAGGACUUCAAAAGGCUUUCUCGUUGUUGGGUAAAACCCAAACCUCAAUGGAUUCACUGUGUAUGCAUUUUGCAACCGCAAUUAGUGAUAAAGCCUUUGGUGUGGUUCAUGGUUAUGUUGAAUUAUGUUCAGUUGAGGUUAAAAAGAUUGAUAAUUUUCGUAAAAAAGAGUAUAAAGAAUUGUGUAAAUAUGUAACCAACGAGUGUUUUAUACCCUGUUUGAUAGAUCUCAGCAAAUCUUUAUUUAACAUUUUACUCAACUAUAAACGCAUUUUAUAUUUCCAUCAAUGUGAAAUUGAUUCAAAUAACGCAAAUACAAUUAAUCUGAAUAACAUCAACAAUAAUGAGGAUCAUUUACCUCAUGAAAGUGAACAAAAUAGUAAAUGUCAACCAUUGGAUACGGGAAAUGAAGGUGGAAUCAGUGGUUAUGGUGAUGAAGGUGAAGAACGUUCAAUUGCUGCAGCAACAAUUACAACAAAUUCAAUAAUUAAUUCAGAUAAAGGUGAUACAAGUGACAUUGAAGAUGAUACUGGUUGUGAUGGUGGUGGACCUGAGGCUGUUAAUGGUAAUUCAGCUGAUGAAACAAUUGGUGAAAUUGAAGAGGAAGAAGAUCAAGUGGAAGCGGAUUUUAAUCGUCGAUUCAUUUUACAAAAACUCGAACAUGGAUUGGGACGAAUUUGGCAAGAAGCACAACAAAAGUUACGACUUUUAGUUCAAAGUCAUGACAUGUCAACCUGUUCAUUUGAAGAGCUUAUGACAAUAUUGAGAAUUUCCCGACGAAUGAUGGACAUUGGAUCAGAAUUUUGUGACAACAAUUCAACCGAAUUUGAAGAAACCCUUCACGCUAAGACAGUUAAUUAUUUCAAUCAUUAUCACAAAACUCGACUGGAUGAAUUACGAAUGUACCUGGAAAAUGAAUCAUGGACCGUGUGUCCAGUUAAAAAUGGUUUCCAAUGUUUUGACCUUCAAGAGUUUAAAUUUCUUAAACCUUUACGUACCUAUUCAUUGGGUAACCUUUCAUUAGCUGCUAGUGAAACAAGUGGACCACCAGGUCAAGGGUCACCUGAGAAGUGUAACUUUUUCCGUGAUUCACUUUUGAACGAUUCUUCCGGUGCAAUUGAAAAUCCUUUUGAUAAUAUUUGCUUGGAAAAUGAAGAUGCAAGUGAUAGUAUCAUCAGAGAAUUGGAAAGGACAACCAAUAAGGGAGGAGGUGGUGAUGAUACAUCGGAAGAUGAACUUGAUGAUGAGAUGACAUUAGAUUCAAAUAAAACAACAACGACAACAAAUUGUGGUGAUAAUGAUAAAAGAGUCAACAAUUGUUACAAUGAAGGACCUUUGGUGACCAAUACAAGUCUUUAUGUUGUUCGUCUCAUCGGAAAAUAUAUGCAGAUCAUGUUUCUCCUCCGGCAAAUUGCAUUUGAUAUUUUAUUAUCCAUAUUCCAUUUAUUUGAUUACUAUUUUUAUACAGUUUACACCUUUUUCGCCAAGGAAAUUAGCGAAGUUCGUAACAAUUGUCUUUCCUUGCGUUUUAAAUCCUGCCUUGCACGAAUUGAGUCUUCAAUGAAAACCGAUCUGAUCAAUGAGACAAAUGAUCUUGAUCAACAUCCAUCGACAAUUCAAUCAAUGGGCCUUAUGGAUCGUAAUUUAUGUCCUGAAAAUCUGCAUGGUUUAGCCGAGAGAAUUGUCGGAAUUGAAUCAGUGAUGUUUCUUGCUUCACAAUUAAAUACUUUACAACAAUUUUUCCGAGAUCUUAUUCCAUCUGGUAAACAUUCAAUUCUUGACAAAUACUAUUCACAGGCUGUAUCAGUUGCUCAGGACUUACGUUAUCCUUGUUAUAUGUUGGUUGCAAUUAGAUCAAUUAAUAUCGAGUCAAUUUUAUCAACAGUUGAAAAUGUCCGUUGGGAUUUAACGGAAAUACCGACCAUGCAUAAUAGUUACGUUGAUUGUUUAUUGAAGGAGAUUCAAUUGUUUUCCUCUCGAUUGGAAAAAAUUUGCUCCUCACUUGAAGCUAAAAUUCCCCAAGAAGCUAAAGAUAUGUUAUGGUCAUCAGUUCUGAAAUUGGCCAAUCGAACCUUUGUCGAAGGAUAUUCAAUGGCCAAAAAAUGUACACCCGCUGGUCGAGCUCUUAUGCAAUUAGAUUACCAAGAAUUUUUAACCAAAGCUGAAAAAAUGACCGCAAUCAAACCAAUACCGGAAAGAGAAUUGGUUGAAGAAUAUAUAAAAGCUUAUUACCUGAUGGACGAUGCCCUCGAGCAAUGGUUAAUGUCUCGUAAUGAAUAUACCCAACGACAAUUAGUUUCAUUAGUUAAUUGUAUUGCCUCUGAGAAGAGAGUUAAGACUCGUCUUCUAGCCAUCAUUGAAAACAAAUUUGAUAAUCAAAAUUGUCCAAAUUCAACAAAUAACGAGACAAGACACUAAAUUUAAUUAUCAACAAACAUAAUUACAGAAAUUAUAAUUGUAGCUCUCUCUCUCUCUCUCUCUCUCUCUCUCUCAUCUUUAUCUUCCUUUCUCUCUUUCUCUCUUUCUCUCUUUGUAUCUUACUUUCUUUUCUUACUCUAAAUAGUUCAUUCAUGAUUCUCACCGAUUCAUUUAACUUUCGAAUGUGCAAAUGUUAAUUUAAUUUAUAUUCACAAUCAAAACAAUUAAACAAAUUUUCUUGUUACCAUUUAA